CACUUAUUUAGUUUUAGUAUACAGGAUUCAGCUACAUAAGGGACAAGAAGCCUUCCUGAAAGAAGUUCAUUGCCAGAUUCCAGCAUGAAAGCUGGGAGUUUUCUUAUCGUAUUGGAACUGUGUGGCAAAAUGUUUUUAUCCAAUGCAGACGGUGGGAUUUCAAGAGAUCAAGAACAGCAGAGUUUCUUACACAAUUCUUGGCCUUUCAAUGACUCUGAUAAACAAUAUCCACAUCAAAACGUAUCAGAUCCAGCUGGUGAAGAAGAAUCCACACCAGCCUUUUCAAUGCACAACUUCACUGAGAGGAAUGCCGAUUUUGGAUUUGAUCUUUAUCGGAAAAUAUCUCUGACACAUGACAACAAUAUGUUUAUCUCUCCUUUGUCACUGUCAUUCAUUUUGGCAGUUUUUACGCAGGCUUCCAGAGGGGAAACGCACAAUCAAAUUGUUAAAGCUCUAAACCUCCAUGAGUUGGAUAUUGAAGGAAAUCGGCUCCCAGCUUUUUUCCGCCAGCUGAAAAGCAAUAUCACCAAGAACAAGGAAUUCACGCUUUUGCAUGAAACCACCUCUUUCAUCCAGAAAGACUUCGGGAUAAACGACAUCUUCCAUAACAUGUCAAAGCAAUACUUUGACAUGGAAUUCCUGAAGGUUGAUUUCCAUAACUCUACUUUAGCUAAAAACAUCAUCAACCAGCACAUUAAACUAAAGACCAGAGGGAAAAUCCCCACAUUGUUUGAUAAAUUAGAUCAGCAAGCUAAAAUCGUUCUGGUGGAUUACAUUCAUUUUAAAGGCAAAUGGCUGCACCCAUUUUCUACUACGUUCACAGAACUAGAAACCUUCUAUGUAGACAAUUACAAUACUGUCCAAGUGCCCAUGGAUGUUCAAGACAAUAAGCAUUGCCUCUACUUUUGAUAAGAUUUGCACUGUGUUGUGCUAAAGAUUCCCAUAGAGGGAUGUGCGCACAUGCUGAUUGCCAUGCCUCGGGAAGGAGAUUUCAUUUCCCUGGAAGAUCACUUAUCGGCUGCCCUUGUGGAGUCUUGGCUUAGAAGCAUGAGAACCAGAAAAACGGAUAUUUACUUUCCAAAGUUCAAACUAGACCAAAAAUACAACAUGCAUCAAUUGCUUCAAGAUCUGGGAAUUAAAGAUCUUUUCUCUAACAAAGCGGACUUGAGCCCACUCACAGAUCAGACAUAUGUAAAAGUGUCACAGGUCCUCCAAAGAGCAUGUGUUGAAGUAGAUGAGGCAGGAACCGAAGCUGCAGCUGCCACGGGAUCAGAUAUCAUAGCCUAUUCGAUGCCUCACAUCAUCCAUGUGAAUCGGCCAUUCAUUUUUAUGAUCUAUGAAGAGUUCACAAAGGCCUUGCUGUUUGUGGGUAGAGUUGCCAACCCUACGGAAUUCUGAGGUACCAAAGCAUCUGUUCGAUGGGCUUCUAACAAUUCAUUUAAAGCUGGAAAGCACUGUUUUGGAAAUCCAAAGAUGUAUUUGUUCUGAAGCAAUAAAAAGGAUUUAUGAAGAUAUUACAAGAACAAAGAAUGUCACUGAGCCCCAAGCAGGAUUUGUUCAUCUUCAGAUCUUCUACUUUAUUGCCCUGUUAGCUUGUGUUGUCCAGAAAGGUGUUUCCCGCCUAUGAUCCUUUCCUUUGACAUGCCAAAAACUAUCUGACACUGGAUAGUGUCAGAUAGUGAAUUCUGGAUAGUGAAAUAGACACUGGAGUUGAGUUGUAUAUACAGAAGGCAAAAGGCACCAGAUUGUUGUAUUAAAACUCCCUCCUGAUCCAGCUCACACAUACACACAUCGAUUCUAAAUGAAAAGGUAAGGGAGAUCGUAUAGCAGAUCUCCAACGUCUCAUCCAAUCUGGCCUUCAGACACACGAAAACUUCAUGUGCACACCUAUUUUACUGUAUGCACACUAAACAAUCAACAGUAAGCAAGCGUACUAUUUACUUACUUUCAUUUCACAUUUCAAUAAUUUAACUAUUAUGCUGCCUGUUAAUUAAUCUGAUCUAAACACUAUCGAGCUUCUGUAUACUAUCAUUAAAUUAGACCAGACUUCCCAUUUCACCUGAUAUCUUGAAAAAAAGUGAGUGGUUCCUAGAAUGUCAUCCUUGACUCUAUGAUGUCACUUCUGGUUUUUCCUGGAAGUGAGGUUGUGCACUGGCAGCCCCCUGCCCAGCCCAGUUUUUCUCCUGCCAGCUUGAAAAUGCUGGUAGGGAACAACAUUAAGAGGCUAUAGUAGGAGAAAAGUCAAUUCUAACAGACUCCUCCGUGGACCUUCCAUAAUUGCUGCAAAUGCCUCUGCAUUUACAGCAGCAAAACAUGUGCAACAGGGAAUUGUCUGUGUGUGGAUGGAGCUAGAGGGGCAAUGCUAGUUCAUAGAGUGGAUGGAUAUUAUCUUGACGGCUACCUCAUGAACACAUGAAACUGCCCAGUGGACCGUUGAUCUUUCACAGCUAGUACGGUCUACUCAGACUGGCAGUGGCUCUCUGGGGUCUUAGGUCACUAAUCUACCUGAUCCUUUUUACUGCAGAUGCCAGGGAUUGAACCCUGGACCUUCUGCAUGCCAAGCAGAUGCUCUACCAUUGAGCCAUUGCCCAAACAGCUGAACCUCUCAAUGUUCACCCCAGUAGGACUGUUAAUUGUAGAGCGGAAAGCAAGGCUGAAACAUAGAACUGUUGUAAAGAAUUGAAGAGCAUCUGGGCAGGGGGUGGCACCAUUUUUCACCCUUCCUAAUGAGGGCUUAAUCAGAUGUACUAUGUAUUGCAGCUGCCACCUAUUACUUAUUACCACCUUCAUGUCUCGCAUCUCCCCACAGAAACCAGGCAACAGUUCAACAUGCAGAGAGCCAAAGACAUUUUUCAUGUGCAGAGAAGUCAAAGCUGCCUUAGAGGGCACCAAUGGGGAGAACCCAGAUGAAACAAGGUGGAGAAAUAGGUUGGGGAAACCAUGGCUGCUUCAUCUAUCUAGUCAGCCAAGAAUAAGAGAGGGAAGGACUCUCCAGGUUGUAAUCUGGCACAGUGUUUUCAGAUUUAUAGUUGGUUGGCAUUUGGCAAGAAUUGAUCUGUGCCCUGAAGGGAAGGCAAGAGAAGGCAAGCCCAGGCAAAGGAGCUUUUGUCAUCAGCUUUUUUAAUUUUCCAAAAAUACAGUAACUUUCAACAAUUAACAUAGUGCAAUAUUGCUAUUAGAGUUUCACAACAGUCAUUGGCUCUUGAAUGAACCAAGGGCCUGAGAUAAAGCUGCUGGGGCAGCCCCUCUCCUGCCUUCCCUGGGGUUAUCUUCAAGACCUGUGAGCCCUAAAAAGAAGGCAGGAUUCUCACUCUUCAUAGAUCCUAAGAAGACAGCCAAUAUCCUGAGACUUUUAUUACUUUGUUUUUCUUUGCCAAAUUUUAAUUGGUAAACUGUCUUGGAUGCCUUGACAGAAUGAUGGCUUAUAAAUGUAUUAAAUAAAUAAUAGCAGGAGUGACCAAAUAGAUUUCCUCCAAUGAAGGCCAACUUUUUUUUCUACCAGUGCUCCUGUACUUUUCCAGAAUUUCUCACAGAAUGCAGUACGGAAAUGGCAUGCUGAGUCUGCAGUUCUUCUGUUGCGGCACUUUCAAAAGGCACAUGAACAGAACUUGGCAACUCCAUUCCUCUGUAACGGUGUUGUUACCUAACCAUUACAGACUUCAGUAACAGCUUUGACUGUUGUUUUUGUUCUCACAAUGGAGAGCAGAUAGGCCACUGCCCUCUUGGUACUUACCUCAGAUGUUCUCACAACAGUGCGCACAUUCUGGGAAGAUGAAAAGUGGACUCUUGAGGAUUGAGGGUCCAGGACCUUGCUGCUGGGGCACUAACAAGGUUAUA
This is a messenger RNA of Eublepharis macularius, 3837 nucleotides long. It is a transcript of the gene SERPINA10, whose product is annotated as serpin family A member 10. The record is from RefSeq and is a predicted model, not a curated record. Gene Ontology annotation, biological process: blood coagulation; negative regulation of endopeptidase activity. Lineage: Eukaryota; Metazoa; Chordata; Lepidosauria; Squamata; Eublepharidae. Gene Ontology annotation, molecular function: serine-type endopeptidase inhibitor activity.